AUGAAUGCCCUGGCCAAUGAGGCCUCGGCUGCCACCAAGGGCACCCUUUCAAAGCGACGAUGCAGGAUUUUGGGCUGGGCAUUGCCCCCACUGCUGUUCGCAAGCAUUCUACUGUUCUCGCUGCGGGACGCUCGUUCUGAUGCCUCUGAACCGGUUCCAAUCCACGGCAGGGAUAAUCGUGUUGUGCCCCUGCUUUCAACGGCCGUGCCAGCUUCCACUCCACACCACCCUGACGUUGCCCUGGUCCUUGCCACCUCCCUGGGCGGCAACUACUCUACAGCUCGCCGUCAGGAAGUUACGCGGGUCCUCGCUGCCAACUUGGCUCUGCCCUAUCUUCAACGCCUCAUCGUGCUUGCUGAGCACGGCGCGCGCUCAGCGUUUCCUAUUCUGAAUCAAAAACAUGGCAAGCUACGCGUGGUUCAGCUCAAGACACAGCCAACUUACACGGACCUUUUUAAUGCUGCCAGCACCGGCGCAACGCAGCCCAACCAGCUGAUUGCAGUUGCCAACACGGAUAUCGAAUUUGGACCAACCACGCUGGCCUGCAUAGGCCCUUCUCGAUUCCAGGAUCAAGCCCUGAUUUACGCCCUCACCCGCCACCCACACCCCGACUGCCCAAGCAGAUCAGGCGGUGGAGCGCAUCCCAGCUUACCCCAAAAUCUGUGCACUCAGCAACGCCAGCGAGACAAUGCAUGGAUCAAUUCGGCCGAUACAUUCAUCACGUCAGCUCCUGUGCCUUCAGCCGUGCUGACCGAAAUUGGCCACGUGCAAAACCGCCUUGGGGCCGAGAAUCGCCUCCUCUACUUUUUUGCGCGAGCCGGCUACACCGUGGAGAACCCGUGUGUGGACAUGCCAACUUUUCACCGUCACUGCACAGGUGAACGAGCACCCACCGCCCAGCGCGGCGCCCAGCGCGUAGAUGCACGCACGCCCUUUAAACUCGGACGCCAUUCUCUCCCCACCUGUAACAUGUCCCACACUAUCGCUCCUGUCAAGUAG
Molecule: messenger RNA, 999 nt
Organism: Monosiga brevicollis MX1
Lineage: Eukaryota; Choanoflagellata; Craspedida; Salpingoecidae
Exons: 1
Coding region: 1-999 (332 amino acids)
Source: RefSeq, a predicted model, not a curated record